Molecule: messenger RNA, 2045 nt
Organism: Mercenaria mercenaria
Lineage: Eukaryota; Metazoa; Mollusca; Bivalvia; Venerida; Veneridae
Exons: 2
Coding region: 209-808 (199 amino acids)
Source: RefSeq, a predicted model, not a curated record
ACUUUCAAUUUCGUAACGGUGGAAUUUUCUUUGUCAGAAUACCAGACUUUUGGAAAAUUCCACGUUGGAAAUUACCUAAAUGUUUGUUAUUGAAAAUAAUACGCUUGAUGCAAGCUCAGUAGUUUUGGAAAAUUUAUUAAUAGACUGAAACAACAUUAUUUGCAGUUGAUAGUGGGUACAACUUUAACACGGAGACUCCGUAAUAAAGAUGACGAUAUUAACAGCAGGUGCCUGUUCGUUUAUUGUAAGCUCUUCUGGACAUGUGAUACCAGCGGCUGUAGGGACCGCAGCUGGCGCGGUAGUGACUGCUGUUAAACUUUGGGUCCAGACGGAACCAGUCAAGGUAGCUUUAUCAACCGCCGUAGGAACUGGAACAUCAUCGGGUGCUAUUGCAGGGGCAAUCGCCAGUAAAACCGCAACCAGUGCAGCUGCAGGAGCUCUCCUUGGUGGUAUUUCCGCAGCGGGUAUCGGAUCUAUGAUGGCAGGAGGUCUUGCGGUGGCGUCAGGGGUUGUUGCUUCUAACCCAAUAGGGCUACUGGCGGUUGGAACCAGUCAUACAGAAGAGAAAGACAGAAUUACAUAUGACUGCUGGAAACCAGUUCUUCAUGAUACGUCAUUGGAAUCGUCAAAUGGAAUGGUACUGAAAGAUUUGGUCUGUCACCCAAACAUUGCCAAUGUUACAGUUACACCAAGUGUAUGCCUGCCGCAAAUCGUCAUUGAAAAUGUGUGGAACGAAAAAUUUGAAAUUGAGUAUGUCGUACAAGACUUUGAUAAGUUGUCUUGUCACGCGAGGCCUAUGUUGAACUGAUUAAAUCAUUAUCUGGUUAAUGGAACACGAAUGACAAGAUUUGUUACUGUAAAUAAUUCAUGUUCAAGUUUCAUAAUGGUUUAUUCUAUUAUGUGACUGUCACAUUUGUUUCAUUAUAAACACACAGUAUAUGAAUUUCUUGUUAUUUCCUACUUUCGGUGGUAAAUAUCUCUUAAUGUUUGCCAUAAGUCUGAACAUGCUAUUUAGUAGAAAUAUUGACGAUUUAUCCCACAUUUUGAGCAACUCUGAUAUUUGCUGUAAGUCUGAAUAUGCUAUGUUAGUACAAAUAUUGACGAUUUGUCCCACAUUUUGAGCAACUCUAGGUCUAAAUAUGCUAGGUUUGUACAAAUAUUGACGAUUUUUCGGAGUUUUCCCACAUUUUGAGCAACCGUUAGUCUGAAUUUGCUAUGUUAGUAGUAAUAUUAACGAUUUUCCCGAUAUUUUGAGCAAUUCUAAGUCUGAAUGUGCUAUGUUAAUAGUUCUAGGGGCUGAUUAGCCCCUACGUUUGAGAGACAAAUUUCAAACAACACCAAAUCAUAGAAAGAUAAUAUUGAACAGCAUAUAAAACAUGCAGAUUAUUCUACGAAACAAUUGCCAGUCUACAGAUAUAUACACACUGAAUUCCGGAAAAAGACUGUUCAACACCUUUAAACACGAACUGCAACAUACAUAUUUGGAAAAAUGUCCCAGUUCUGAAAUUUCACAUAACGAGGUAGAACGUAAUUUUCAGCAGUUGUUUGUUUAUUUCUUUACAAAUGGCAUUCAUUUUAAUGGGGGAAGACUUUCUGAGCAAAUUUUAAGUAUCCAGUAGUACAGAACAGUACCGUAGAACAUGUAAUGGACAGGUAGAUUGUUGGUAAAGAUGUUGUUCGUUUAUAAAAUAUUUGAUAUAAUCAGAUGUUGGGAUUUUGUUUUAUAAAACCCAGACUGUGAAAGAGCAUGUACAAUAUUGCAAUGCUUUUCUAAUUAUGUAACUUUGCGUAGUCUCUAUUUGGAAAGCUGCUUUAUAUGUGUUUUACAAACAUUUGAAAGCAAUAUGUUAUUUCAACUGUUAUAAGUACAUGUAUUUCGUUUGUAGGUAAAGGUUAGAAUGCAAUACUAAUACAACACGUGGUGUUAUUAUUGUUCUAGAGCUUCCAGUUAUAACAUAACCGACUAGUUUCAUUUUCAAACAGAACCAAAACAUGUACAAAACACGUAAAUUUGUUGUUUUAUAUCAUUGUUUAAUCUGAUAUAU